AUGUCAGGGAACUCAUCUCCCUCUGCAGAGUGCAUCUGUAAAUCUAUUUGUCUCCUGGUUCUGGUGUGUGUGGUUCUUCUGAUUGUAGGUUGUCUUCUUGCGUUUGCGUUCGCACCAAUCACUUCAAUUGGGGGUAUAGUCGUGUUGGUUUUCGCAGCUGUGCCCUUUGUGGCUAUUCUUGUUCUUCUCUUCUCCUACAGCUGCCGAGGUACCCGGGUGAUGCCGAUGUGCCCAUUCGCUACGGCCUUGGUUUUUGUGGAUAUCGUCCUGCUAGGUGUCUUUGGCGCGAUGCUCGGGAAGGGUGCUUCUUCUGUUGCAAGUACUACUGGCUACAGAGAUCCAGGAGAACCGCACGAUAAUACAAGGACGGAAGGUAUUUUGCUGAUUGUUUUUUCCCUGAUUCCACUUGCCUUCGCUAUUGCUAUCCCGAUU
Messenger RNA from Trypanosoma theileri, 432 nucleotides. RefSeq lists its product as uncharacterized. NCBI's taxonomy places the organism in Eukaryota, Euglenozoa, Kinetoplastea, Trypanosomatida, Trypanosomatidae. The annotation marks the transcript as partial. The record is from RefSeq and is a predicted model, not a curated record. The transcript has a single exon.